This is a messenger RNA of Exophiala viscosa, 4175 nucleotides long. Its product is annotated as ATP-binding cassette, subfamily B, member 1. Gene Ontology annotation, biological process: transmembrane transport. Bases 305 to 4093 code for a protein of 1262 amino acids. Gene Ontology annotation, molecular function: ABC-type transporter activity; ATP binding; ATP hydrolysis activity. NCBI's taxonomy places the organism in Eukaryota, Fungi, Ascomycota, Eurotiomycetes, Chaetothyriales, Herpotrichiellaceae. The record is from RefSeq and is a predicted model, not a curated record. The transcript has a single exon. Gene Ontology annotation, cellular component: membrane.
AUCUUCCACUACCGAUAGUGAAGGAGGGUUCUCUCAAGCCAUGGUGACAGUCGUGCACUCUAUUCAAGGUUCAUAUCUUGUCUGAGUCCAGGGCUUCCGCUGUAUUCGGGCGCCGCGGCUCAAACAUGAAUGCCUGAUCCUUCAACGCCUACCAUGACCAGUCGUGACAGAUCAACAAACACACAUAUACGACUGACUAGCUGAAUCCAUGUCGAUCAAUUCCUGCGACUUCGAUCUUGACUCAGAUCUCAAGCUGACUACCAGGCCCCAACUUGGCGAAUAUUCUUCGUCUUAAGAUCAUUGAAUGGCCGAUGACCCGGAGAAAACAAGUCUCAGCCAGGAUGGCCUUCAGCAACACUCAGAGGAGCCUGAGGAGAAAGAGGCCAAAGGGAGUGGCGGAGACUUCCUGCGCAUUUUCAAAUAUGCGGACAAAUAUGACUGGAUUCUCAAUGCGACUGCGUUUUCUUGCGCCAUCGCCUCGGGCGCAGCGCUUCCCUUGAUGACAUUGAUUUUCGGCAGCUUCACGAACAAGUUCAAUGGAUACAGCACAGGCAGUUCAGCACCCACCACCUUCACGAGUGACGUCGAUUCCUUUGUCUUGUGGUUCGUUUACCUUUUCGUUGGAAAAUUUGUGGUCACAUAUGUCGCAACGGCAACUAUCAGCAUUUCAGCCAUCCGAACCACGCGAAAUCUUCGACGAGCAUUCCUGGAGUGUACCUUACGGCAAGAAGUCUGGCACUUUGACAAACAAACCAUUGGUGCGACAGCAACCCAAGUCACCACCAAUGGCAAUCGUAUACAGACUGGUAUCGCAGAAAAGCUCGUCUUUACGAUCCAGGCACUUGCAAUGUUCUUUGCUUCUUUCGUGGUCGCUUUAGCCACACAAUGGAAACUUGCUUUAAUCACCAUGUCCAUCAUUCCCGCCAUAUUUCUGGUUAUCGGAGGUGCCAUCGCAAUCGAUGCUCCCAACGAAGCCAGAAUUACCAAAAUCUAUUCCAGAGCGGCCGUCUUGGCCGAAGAGGUCUUGUCGUCAAUACGCACAGUCCACGCUUUCUACGCACAGAAAAAGAUGCUUCAAAAGUACGAUGUUUUUCUUCAAGAAGCUCAUACGGAGGGCAACAAGAAGUGCCCGAUUUACGGCAUAUUGUUUUCGACCGAAUACUUUUGCGUGUACUCGGCUAUUGCGCUAUCAUUCUGGCAAGGGUUUCGGAUGUAUCAGAGCGGUGAAAUAUCCAGUGUUGGUACGGUCUUCACGGUUGUUCUCUCGGUAACCAUCGCUGCCACCUCGAUUUCCACGCUUGCACCACAAUUCCAAUCCUUCACGAACGCCGCCUCUGCCGCGUCCGAGCUGUUCAGCAUCAUCGAUAAGCCAACACUUCUGGACCCCUUAAAUCCUGAGGGCAAACAGCCUUCCACCUGCGAAGGGCAAAUCGAAAUCAGAAAUCUCGCUUUUGCCUAUCCAUCCCGUCCCUCGGCACAAGUCCUACACAAUCUCGAUAUCUCCAUCCCAGCAGGCAAGACCACUGCUCUUGUUGGAGCUUCCGGCUGCGGAAAGAGCACGCUCGUUGGUCUUCUUGAACGAUGGUAUCUGCCCACUUCUGGUACAAUAUUGCUCGACGGUAUUGACCUUGUUGAUUAUAACGUCAAGUGGCUACGGAGCCGUAUACGUCUGGUUCAACAAGAGCCAAUUCUUUUCCGUGGAACAGUCUUUCAGAACAUCGCGAAUGGAUUCGUGGAUGAGCAGAGGCGGCUGCCUAAAGAAAAACAGAUGGCGUUGGUCAGAGAGGCCUGUAAGGCCAGCAAUGCCGAUGUCUUUAUCGAUGAACUCCCACAAGGUUAUGAGACGGAAGUCGGUGAGCGUGCUGGGACAUUGAGUGGUGGACAACGACAACGCAUUGCUAUAGCGCGCAGUAUCGUUUCGGACCCAAAGAUACUCCUGCUUGACGAAGCCACGAGUGCACUUGAUCCACAGGCGGAAAAGAUCGUCCAAGAUGCACUCAACCGGGUCUCGAAGAACCGCACAACACUAAUCAUCGCACAUAAACUUGCUACAGUCAAGACCGCAGACAACAUUGCUGUUAUCUCUCAGGGAAAGAUCGUUGAGCAGGGGACACACCACGAGUUGAUCGAACGCGACGGCCGGUAUGCCGGACUAGUACGAGCACAAGAUCUUGGAGGAGAUCAGGAACAAGAGAAUGACAAAAUUCGCAACGAAAAGAGAGCUCUUGACACGGCAGGUGAGCGUGUAGCUCUUCAACGUACCACUACGGCCGCCACGUCCCGAGGUGGAGAUAUCGAGAAGAACACUAAGCCCCUCGGUACGCUUGGUUAUUCGCUUCUCCGAUGUAUUUUCAUCAUGUUCAAGGAGCAAAAGAACCUCUAUUGGUGGUUCGUACUGUCAACAAUCGCUUGCUUCAUAGGAGGAGCCACCUUUCCCGCCCAGGCCCUUCUCUUCUCCAGGCUUUUGACUGUCUUCGAAUUGACUGGCCACGAAGCUCAAAAACGAGCCGACUUCUAUUCCCUCAUGUUCUUUGUCGUCGCAUUGGGAAACCUGGUGGCUUACUUCGCAAUCGGCUGGACUUGCAAUGUGAUUGGCCAGACUGUGACGCAUCGGUACCGGGCCGAGAUGUUUCAGCAGGUGUUGGCUCAGGACAUUGAAUUCUUCGACAUACCUGAAAACACCUCAGGGGCUCUGACCUCGAAACUCUCCGCGGUACCAACCCAGCUGCAGGAGUUGAUCUCUGCGAAUAUCUUGCUGGUAUUUAUUGUGCUGGUGAAUAUCGUCUCUAGCAGUGCUUUAGCGUUGGCGUAUGGGUGGAAACUAGGCCUGGUCGUCGUCUUUGGUGCUCUUCCACCAUUGCUCAUCGCCGGCUACCUUCGUAUACGUCUCGAGAACAAGCUCGAAGCGAAGAACUCCGAAGCCUUCUCGGAAAGUGCUGGCCUGGCGAGUGAAGCGGUCACCUCUAUCCGAACGGUCGCAUCUUUGACCCUUGAAAGUCACAUCCUUGACGAAUACUCAAGGAUGCUCGGCAACGUUGUGACAAGGUCGGUACGUGCACUGGUGUGGACCAUGUUCUGGUUCUCAUUAUCGCAAUCCAUCGAGUUCCUGGCCAUGGCUCUCGGUUUCUGGUACGGCAGCCGGCUGUUGGCUUCAGGGGAGUAUACGACGAGUCAGUUCUACAUCAUUUUUAUUGGCGUCCUGUUUGCCGGACAGGCCGCCGCGCAAUUCUUUGGGUAUUCGACCAGCAUAUCCAAGGCGGGCGGCGCGGCAAACUACAUUCUUUGGCUACGCUCUCUCAAGUCGACGAUCAUAGAAAACAAUCAAAAUAAGGACAAUGGGCCUGACGGUGAAGGGCCUGUCAAUCUGGAAGAUGUCGAAUUCAGGUACCGUCAACGAGAUACAGCCCGAGUUCUCCGUGGUAUUUCCAUGACAAUUGAACCAGGACAAUAUGUGGCGUACGUUGGUGCCUCAGGCUGUGGCAAAUCAACCCUGAUCGCCCUGCUGGAACGCUUUUAUGAUCCUGUCUCCGGACGUAUCUGCCUUGGCGGCAAGGACAUAUUGGAGAUGUCACCACGAUUAUACCGAGGACACAUGUCGCUUGUGCAGCAGGAGCCAACGCUGUACCAGGGUUCUGUGCGGGAAAAUGUCUCAUUGGGCUUGGACUUUGAGCCCUCGGACGAGCAGAUUAGGGAGGCUUGCCGCAAAGCCAACGCCCAAGACUUUGUGGUGUCACUGCCAGAAGGGUUCGAUACUCCUUGCGGUUCUCGUGGGAUGCAAUUUUCGGGGGGUCAACGGCAGAGGAUUGCGAUCGCUAGAGCUCUGAUUCGCAAUCCGAAACUAUUGCUGCUCGACGAGGCGACCUCAGCACUGGACACGCAAUCUGAGCGUUUAGUGCAAGCCGCUCUCGAUGAGGCAGCGAUGAGUCGGACGACGAUUGCUGUUGCGCACCGCCUCUCGACGAUUCGCAACGCAAAUGUCAUUUUCGUCUUUGCGAACGGCAAGAUUGCUGAAAUGGGCACGCACGCGGAGCUACAACGAUUGAAGGGCAGAUACUAUGAAAUGUGUCUGGCCCAAUCGCUUGAUCAAGCAUGAGGGCGUUCACCUGAGGUCGUGGGUACCGUAGAAGGAAGUCGGACAUACUCGUGUAACCAAUAACUCAUCUCCAUUCUUUCAA